AGAAGCAGCAGGCAGUUGUACAGCUGACGAUGGCACAGGCACGGCAUUCAAAUGACAGUUUACACAUCAGGCUAAGCACAUAAACGUGCUAGUGCAAACCUUAGCAACGAGAACACCUCCUCUAGGAAGCACAACAAUUUUUAUUAUAGAUUAAACAAGCUCCAUCAGGGGGAAGAUGACAACCCGUAAGUUUUGGAUCUUUGCCUUGGUUGUAGUCAUCUUCAUUGGGAAUAUGUCUUAUUUUUACUUUAACAAAAUCAAAGUCAGUACACUUAUGGAAUUCAUCCAAAGAAGUGAUCAAGAAAACUCUUCAGAGACCCAGGCAGCCACCGUCCAUCCACUUACUGGCAUGUGGACUGUAGGCCCCUCGGGUCGGCUAGGAAACCUCAUGGGGCAGUACGCAACACUCUAUGCACUUGCCAAACUCAAUGGCCACCAGGCCUAUAUCACGCAAAAUAUGCAUAAUCAGCUGUCAAAAAUAUUUAAAAUCAAGUUGCCUGUCAUUAAUGAUGAAGCUGUCAGUCGUAUAAAGUGGAGAAACUAUUGGCUCCACGACUGGAUGUCACCAGAUUACUAUAUCAUACAAGGGGAAUAUGUUCGAUUCACUGGCUACCCUUGCUCCUUUACCUUCUACGACCACAUACGGAAUGAGAUCCUCGAGGAAUUUACAUUCCUUGACUAUGUUAAAGAAGAAUCCUAUGCCUACCUCGACAAAGUCAGGGGAGAUCAGAAAAAUGUUACGUUUGUUGGGAUCCACGUCCGCAGGGGGGACUACGUUCAUGUAAUGCCCAAUACAUGGAAGGGGGUGAUUGCAGACAAGGGGUACUUGGAUAAAGCUACAGACUACUUCAGAAAAAAGUAUGAGAACCCCUUGUUUAUAGUAACCAGCAAUGGAAUGGCUUGGUGCAAGGAGAAUAUGAACAAUUCAAGAGGGGAUAUUCACUUUGCUGGAGAUGGUCAAGAAGGUUCUCCUGGGCGGGAUUUUGCUCUCUUGGCCCAUUGUAACCACACUAUAAUGACUAUAGGUACUUUUGGGGUCUGGGCUGGAUAUUUGGUAGGGGGUGAAACUAUCUACCUUGAUAAGUACGUUUUGCCGGAUUCCCCGUUCCUAAAAGUGUUUAAGUACGAAGCUACUUUUCUUCCCGAGUGGAUUGGGAUUCCUGCCGACCUCUCGCCCCUUCUUGGGAAGAAGGACGGACAAUAAACGGCCAGAUUGGCUCUUGCAGUUCAUUGGGAAUGGUAACUGCAUCCUAGGUUACCUUGAAACAACCAUUGUUACCUCA
This is a messenger RNA of Xenopus laevis (African clawed frog), 1283 nucleotides long. RefSeq names its product fucosyltransferase 2 S homeolog (gene fut2.S). Gene Ontology annotation, biological process: carbohydrate metabolic process. Gene Ontology annotation, cellular component: Golgi cisterna membrane; membrane. The transcript has 2 exons. The record is from RefSeq and is a predicted model, not a curated record. Bases 176 to 1204 code for a protein of 342 amino acids. Gene Ontology annotation, molecular function: fucosyltransferase activity; galactoside 2-alpha-L-fucosyltransferase activity. NCBI's taxonomy places the organism in Eukaryota, Metazoa, Chordata, Amphibia, Anura, Pipidae.